AAUAUUUGACAAGUGAUGGUGCCAUUAACUAAGAAGAGGAAGUCUAGGGAGAGCACAGCUUCAGAGGGUAGUGAUUCCACUGAAGCAACUGCCAAACCAAAGAGAAGUUUUUAUGCUGCGAGGGAUUUGUACAAAUACCGACAUCAGUACCCACAGAACUUCAAAGAUAUCCGAUGUCCAAAUGACUUGAGCAAUCUUCGUUUUUAUAAGAAUAAAAUUCCAUUUAAGCCAGAUGGUGUUUACAUUGAAGAAGUUCUAAAUAAGUGGAAAGGAGAUUAUGAAAAGCUGGAGCACAACCACACUUACAUUCAAUGGCUUUUCCCCCUGAGAGAACAAGGCUUGAACUUUUAUGCUAAAGAACUAACCACAUAUGAAAUUGAGGAAUUCAAAAAAACGAAAGAAGCAAUUAGAAGAUUCCUCCUGGCUUAUAAAAUGAUGUUAGAAUUUUUUGGAAUAAAACUGACGGAUAAAACUGGAAAUGUUGCUCGGGCUGCUAACUGGCAGGAAAGGUUUCAGCAUCUGAAUGAGUCCCAGCACAACUAUUUAAGAAUCACCCGUAUUCUUAAAAGCCUCGGUGAGCUUGGAUAUGAAAGCUUUAAAUCUCCUCUUGUAAAAUUCAUUCUCCAUGAAGCUCUUGUAGAAAAUACUAUUCCCAAUAUCAAACAGAGUGCUCUGGAGUAUUUUGUUUAUACAAUUAGAGACAGAAGAGAAAGGAGAAAGCUCCUACGGUUUGCCCAGAAACAUUACACGCCUGCAGAGAAUUUUAUCUGGGGACCGCCUAGGAAGGAUGAGCUGGAGGGAAGCAAAGCCCAGAAAACGCCUGCCCCUCCUGCCUCCGGUCCUAACAGUCAAAUUUCUACGCAUAAAAAAUCCAAGGACUCCAAAAAUUCCUCCUUAGCUGUUCAUGUAAAUAGCAAAUCAGCUGAAGAAAAGAAAGUGGCCCCUGGAGAGCCUGAAGUGACAGACAGGCCCAGCCCAGAGCCCAGCAGUGAAGCUGCCAGGCCAAGGAUCACAGAGAAGGAUGGCGAUGCUGAAAAUUUAAAUUCUCAACCAGAAAAAACAAUGAGCAGUCCCGCAGAGAAAAAGGAGAGUGCAUCUCCUCCUGAAAGAGAUGAAGAAGAUGAAGGUCAUAGUAAAGACUGUGAAAACCCUGGAAGUACAGAUUCCCAUGAUGAUGUACUAUUACAGUGAAUGAUCAGAAACCCACAAACCAAUUUAGCUUCCUGGCCUUACUUGAUUUGCAGUUGCAUCGGUGGGUCCUUCAUGUCUAUUUGGGGUGAGUGGAAAUCUUUUGUUAUAGGAAUAGUUUUGAAGAUUUCUAUUUUGUUUCCAACUUAGAAAAUCCCCCUUUCUCUUCUGGGGACGAUGUGUUAAAUAGAAGUUAGGCUGGAGUUAGACAUGCUAGAAUCAUUUCAAAUGUAGGUGCAGUUGUAGAGAAUGAAUGGCCUGGGUCAAUGUAUGAUCUAGAAAGUUGGGAGUGUACAUUUAUUGACUUCUUUCAACUUGGAAUUCUGUAGUGCUUAUUACAUGAACAGAUUUGUGUGGGUAAUCUCUAGGGUGACAGUGAGUACUGCCCUGCCUUCUUCUCUGUCCUCGUUAUCCAGCCCACCCAGCAGACUGUUCAGGGACAGACUUUUUAGAAAUCCCUUAUUACUGAAGUUAAUAAUUAUACAGUUAGAAAUAUGAAUGCCUGGAGGUGUCCAGAUGUGCCUUAACUAAUGUAAAUGGUCUUCAUUCAGAUGUUUAAAUUUUUACUCCAUGGUAAAAUCUUGCCAUAUAAGAAACUUUCCAAACCAUGAAUACCAGUUAUUUUAAUGAAAUUUACUUUGGUGCUUUUUCAUUUUGGAGAAUUUUCCAUUUGGGACAGUAGCAUCAGUUCUUGAGAAAUUGUACUUGCCACAAUGUUCAACAAUGUUUUAUAUUUGACAAAAAGUGUUUACAGUAAGAAAGAGUACAUUGUUACAUUUAUUUAUUCUUUUGCUUAAUUUUGCUACAUGGUAUAAUUUCCACUUUAAACUUUUCUCAGUCAUUACAAGUAAUAUUUAUCUGUGUUUCACUUCUUA
This is a messenger RNA of Hipposideros armiger (great roundleaf bat), 2063 nucleotides long. RefSeq names its product opioid growth factor receptor like 1 (gene OGFRL1). Lineage: Eukaryota; Metazoa; Chordata; Mammalia; Chiroptera; Hipposideridae. Gene Ontology annotation, molecular function: opioid growth factor receptor activity. The record is from RefSeq and is a predicted model, not a curated record. The transcript is spliced from 8 exons. The coding region runs from base 16 to 1191 and encodes 391 amino acids. Gene Ontology annotation, cellular component: membrane.